Molecule: messenger RNA, 3485 nt
Organism: Lampris incognitus (smalleye Pacific opah)
Lineage: Eukaryota; Metazoa; Chordata; Actinopteri; Lampriformes; Lampridae
Gene: kcnn1a
Product: potassium intermediate/small conductance calcium-activated channel, subfamily N, member 1a
Biological process (GO): potassium ion transmembrane transport
Cellular component (GO): plasma membrane; neuronal cell body; neuron projection
Molecular function (GO): calmodulin binding; small conductance calcium-activated potassium channel activity
Source: RefSeq, a predicted model, not a curated record
AUGCGGCAUCGACACGCGGGCGCUGUCCACCAGCAGCAGACCCCCGACCCAAAACAAGGAAGUCCAGACCCACCAUUUGCCCCUGUUUUCAGUCUGCCCCCCCCGCCCUCCUCUCACCACCGAGGACCGCUCGUCCACCACCGCCGCGUACGCCAGAGCCUCCAGGAGCUGCCCUGUCUGAGCCAGCCUUCCCGGAGACCCAUUCGCAGCGGCGACCCGCUUCCUCUGGUCAGCUACGACACCGUCCGGCGACCUCCGCACCGGGGCGGUGAAACCGACACCGGGCAGCCGGCGCACCUGCAGCACAAUCCCUGGGCCGCGGCCGGCUCGCAGCAGCAGCAGCAGCAGCCGCCACCGCCGCCGCCGCCGCCGCCGCCGCAGUCGGAGAGGCAGCCUGUUUUUCCAAGCUGCCACUGCAGUUUUUCCGAGCAGGAGGCGAGUCUCUCUCAUCACCAACGCCAGCCCCUCGAUCCUUCGCCGCAGCCCUCCCAUCUUUUCCCACCUUUACCGCCGCCACCGACCUCCUCCUCCUCCUUCACCUCCUCCCGCUCCUCCUCUCUGCCGUUUUCCCGGGAUUCUAAAAGGGGGAAUCGUUGCCGAAGGAGCGCCAAUAAUCACCAACAGGCGAGCAUCGUGGAACGCUGCAGGGGGGGAGGAGGAGAAGGAGGAGAAGGAGGAGGAGCGGGAGGGCACCGAGACCAGAGGCAGUUGUUGCAGCAGCAGCAGCAGCGUCAACAGCGGAGUCAUUUAAGACUCCAGCACAGGGACCCCUCCCCUGAAGGAAUCCGUGCAAACUCGCAGAAAGGGCGCCCUUUAAAUGUAUGUGAGUCAACCGAGGCAAACAAGAGAGCAUUCGAGUGUCAGACUCAGGACCUGCAACAGCUCCCGCAAUUACGAGCGCAACAACAACUACUGGUGGGGAGCAGCUUGCCUAUCAACUACUGCGCCAGCGGCUCUGGAGAGAUAUGUAGGACUCACCAGGCUCCACUGCUGCAACAGCAACAGCAGCAGCAGCAGGCACCGGGGCCAUGUCCCCAGCGUCCGCAGCACUGUGAACAAGACCGCAAUAAGUCCGGCAGAGUCGCCGCGCAAGGCGACCAGGCGCAGCAACGCAGCCGCGAGCCCCGCGUGAAGCCCGCGGCGACACGGCAAGCGUGCGCGGGCAACUCGUCUGCGGCUGGCAGCGGUAGCGGCAAGAACAGCCCCAACUACGGCUCCAGCUAUCACCUGUGGCCCGAGAGCCCGCAUAAAGGAGAGGAGCGGAUACGCAUCGAUCAACACAAGGCCAAUACUGAGCAGAAGAAGCUGAGCCAUGCUGGAUCCAAGCCCUCCCUCUCCGAGAGCAGCAGCCGACUCCCUCAGAUAGCCAUGAACACCUGCAAGUACAAUGGCGGAGUGGUGAGACCACUAGUUGGCAGCCUGGCCUCCUCGUCACGCCGCAACCUCGCAGAGCUCGACUCGGAGACGCAGCCUCUGCAGACGCUGCACAGUUCUGGCCUGGAGGUGGUGGUGUCCAAGGGCAACAGCGGCGAGGACCCCAGCAAGGCGUCCAAUGAGAGCUUGGUCAGGGAGGGCGGCGGGGGCGGAGGUGGAGGUGCACCGCAGAAGAAGAACAAGGACAUUGGCUACAAGCUCGGCCACCGGAGGGCACUGUUUGAGAAGCGCAAGAGGCUCAGCGACUACGCACUCAUCUUUGGGAUGUUUGGGAUUGUUGUCAUGGUGACGGAAACGGAACUGUCAUGGGGGGUUUAUACUAAGGAAUCUUCGUACUCAUUUGCACUGAAAUGCCUUAUCAGCCUUUCCACUGUUAUAUUGCUUGGUCUUAUAAUAAUGUACCAUGCCCGGGAAAUCCAGCUGUUCAUGGUUGACAACGGUGCGGACGACUGGAGGAUAGCCAUGACGUAUGAGCGGAUCUUCUUCAUCGUGCUGGAGCUGCUGGUGUGUGCCAUCCAUCCCAUCCCAGGCCAGUACGUCUUCACCUGGACAGCGCGGCUGGCCUUUACCUACACAGCGUCGGUGGCAGACGCUGACGUGGACAUCAUCCUCUCCAUCCCCAUGUUCCUGAGGCUCUACCUGAUCGGCAGGGUCAUGUUACUCCACAGCAAGCUGUUCACGGACGCUUCAUCCCGCAGUAUUGGCGCCCUCAACAAGAUCAACUUCAACACCCGCUUUGUCAUGAAGACCCUCAUGACCAUCUGUCCAGGAACCGUUCUGCUGGUGUUCAGUAUAUCCUCCUGGAUCAUCGCCGCAUGGACCGUGCGUGUCUGCGAGAGGUAUCAUGACAAACAGGAAGUGACCAGUAACUUCCUGGGAGCCAUGUGGCUCAUCUCGAUUACCUUCCUCUCCAUUGGCUAUGGAGAUAUGGUACCUCACACGUACUGUGGGAAAGGCGUGUGUUUGCUGACAGGGAUCAUGGGUGCAGGGUGCACUGCACUGGUUGUUGCAGUGGUGGCCAGGAAGCUCGAGUUGACCAAGGCUGAGAAGCAUGUCCACAACUUCAUGAUGGACACGCAACUCUGCAAACGAGUAAAGAACACAGCUGCCAAUGUACUCAGGGAAACAUGGCUCAUCUACAAACACACCAAGUUGGUCAAGAAGAUCGAUCAUGCCAAGGUGCGGAAACACCAGCGCAAGUUUCUACAAGCCAUUCACCAACUGCGCAGUGUGAAGAUGGAGCAGAGGAAACUCAACGACCAGGCCAACACCUUGGUCGACCUGGCAAAGACCCAGAAUGUGAUGUAUGACCUGGUGUCAGAGCUGCAGGAGCGCAGCGAGGAGCUGGACAAGCGCAUCGGCACAUUAGAGGACAAGCUGGACUCGGUGACGGGCAGCCUGCAGGCGCUGCCCUGCCUCAUCUCCCAAGCCAUAACCCAGCAGCAGCAGGACUUCCUGGACGGCUUCGUGCACCGCUUCCGGCCCGCGUCGCUAGGCUCAGAGCGCUCUGAGCGCUCCGAACGCUCCUGGACUUCCACCGCCCGCCGGCGGCGCUCACCCUCCACAGCGCCACACACCUCUUCUGAUAGUGGAUAACACUGGCAAAGCCCCCUUUGAGCCCAACUGUUCCCAGACCAACACGGCAACCCAUCCCAUUCCAUCGGAAACGAAACCUACAACCAUCGGUGAAUCCAGAUUUGGAGUCACAGAGAACCCAUAUCUUGACUUCUCUACCCCCUCGACCCACUUACUCAACCUAUCCCCACCCAGAUCACCCACCUGCCCAUUCCCGCUCUCCUUCCUCCCCACCAGACAUCGAAUCCAAAAACCAGUCCCUCUGUAACUGAGUGUCUAAGUGCAACACUGAAUCGAAGGUACUCAAUUGGAACAAAGGAAGACAACAGAACACUUGAAUACAGAACAAACACACACACACACACACACACACACACAAACACAUCCACAUCCAUACAAAUUCAUACAGUACAGACAUACAAAUAUCCCAAAAAAAUAUCAAAUAAAAAAAUCUAAAAAAUGACUGAAAAACCGAG